AUGUCGGGGAUGCUUGGUAGCAUCGAUUGUACACACGUUGAGUGGUUAAAUUGUCCUAGACACUUGAGAGGACAAUAUACGAGAGGCGACCAUGGCGUUCCCACUAUUAUGCUUGAGAUCACCGCUUCUCAAGAUACGUGGAUUUGGCAUGCUUAUUUUGGUGCGGCCGGUUCAAACAACGACAUAAACGUGUUGAAACAAUCCGACUUCAAGUACUCGACGUUUGUAAAAGCAUACCCGUAUCCUACUAACCCGAAAGAUAAAAGAUUCAAGAAGCUACAAGAGGCGGCGAGGAAAGACGUGGAGCGUGCAUUUGGGAUUCUAAAAGGGAAAUGGAAAAUUCUUAGGCGUCCUCUUCGACCCAUGAUCAAAGACAAGAUCGCACAGUAUGUUUAUGCGGCUUGUAUUUUACACAACAUGAUCAUAAAAGGCGAUGGCAGAGCAAUCUCACCGGUUCACAUAAUGGACCCGCCGGUCCAACCGGUGUUCGACGAUAGCGUCUUAGGUGAGCUACUAAACGAAGACAUCCAUCAUCGUCUUCGUUAUGACCUCACCGAACAUGUGUGGGCUCAAGACUUGGCAUUUCUCGACGAUUAG
Erigeron canadensis is the source of this 597-nucleotide messenger RNA. RefSeq lists its product as uncharacterized. Bases 1 to 597 code for a protein of 198 amino acids. The record is from RefSeq and is a predicted model, not a curated record. Lineage: Eukaryota; Viridiplantae; Streptophyta; Magnoliopsida; Asterales; Asteraceae. The transcript has 2 exons.